Messenger RNA from Schistocerca serialis cubense, 1266 nucleotides. RefSeq lists its product as uncharacterized. The transcript has 4 exons. The coding region runs from base 1 to 1266 and encodes 421 amino acids. Lineage: Eukaryota; Metazoa; Arthropoda; Insecta; Orthoptera; Acrididae. The record is from RefSeq and is a predicted model, not a curated record.
AUGGAGCCGCCGAUCCACCCGGAGGCUGAGAGGGCCGGCGGCAGGUCCGCGGAGAGACGGCAACCGGGGGCUGGGACGGUGACCCGAGGUCUCUGUCCGUACCCAAAGGAGAUUGAUGACACAGAGGACACAGUAUCAAAAGGUGACGGCGAUGUAGCUCUUGAAGAACAUGUACCUCCCACAUAUGUCAAGCACGUACUUUCAAAUGUUCUUUUUAAAGCGCCCUUAGGGGAGUAUGAACAGCAAAUUCCGAGCAUCGAAACAUUGGUUGCAAAACCUAGGGGAGAAGAAGGCAGGGGAGAAGAAGGCAGGGGAGAAGAAGGCAGGGGAGAAGAAGGCAGGGGAGAAGAAGGCAGGGGAGAAGAAGGCAGGGGAGAAGAAGGCAGGGGAGAAGAAGGCAGGGGAGAAGAAGGCAAGGGAGAAGAAGGCAAGGGAGAAGAAGGCAAGGGAGAAGAAGGCAAGGGAGAAGAAGGCAAGGGAGAAGAAGGCAAGGGAGAAGAAGGCAAGGGAGAAGAAGGCAAGGGAGAAGAAGGCAAGGGAGAAGAAGGCAAGGGAGAAGAAGGCAAGGGAGAAGAAGGCAAGGGAGAAGAAGGCAAGGGAGAAGAAGGCAAGGGAGAAGAAGGCAAGGGAGAAGAAGGCAAGGGAGAAGAAGGCAAGGGAGAAGAAGGCAAGGGAGAAGAAGGCAAGGGAGAAGAAGGCAAGGGAGAAGAAGGCAAGGGAGAAGAAGGCAAGGGAGAAGAAGGCAAGGGAGAAGAAGGCAAGGGAGAAGAAGGCAAGGGAGAAGAAGGCAAGGGAGAAGAAGGCAAGGGAGAAGAAGGCAAGGGAGAAGAAGGCAAGGGAGAAGAAGGCAAGGGAGAAGAAGGCAAGGGAGAAGAAGGCAAGGGAGAAGAAGGCAAGGGAGAAGAAGGCAAGGGAGAAGAAGGCAAGGGAGAAGAAGGCAAGGGAGAAGAAGGCAAGGGAGAAGAAGGCAAGGGAGAAGAAGGCAAGGGAGAAGAAGGCAAGGGAGAAGAAGGCAAGGGAGAAGAAGGCAAGGGAGAAGAAGGCAAGGGAGAAGAAGGCAAGGGAGAAGAAGGCAAGGGAGAAGAAGGCAAGGGAGAAGAAGGCAAGGGAGAAGAAGGCAAGGGAGAAGAAGGCAAGGGAGAAGAAGGCAAGGGAGAAGAAGGCAAGGGAGAAGAAGGCAAGGGAGAAGAAGGCAAGGGAGAAGAAGGCAAGGGAGAGAGUAAGGAAGACACCAGGUGGACUCCCAUGUUGAGUGAAGACAAGUGA